UCUUCUUCUUCUUCUUCUACUUCGACAGCUUGCAUUUCGAACACUCUCCACCACCACUUAACUGUACAGUAGCUUCUCUUAGCCAUAAGGGUUGAGCUUCAACGAUGGCUCUCAUCCAAUUAUGCUCCACCUCCUCGUCUGCAAUUCGAUCGUGUCCGACUUCCUUCCCCAGCUGUUCCUCCGGCCUUCCCACCGUCAACAAGGACCCCUCCAUUUCUUUCUCUGGCUUCGUGAAUCCCGGCGCCGGAGUUGGGUCUUCCACAAUGUCCACCAGGAGGAGGAAGGGUUCGGUUCUGACGGUGAGGUCAAGCAUGGAGACGGUCGCCACCGUCGGACAGGUCACGGAGGUUACUAAUGACACCUUCUGGCCUAUUGUUAACUCCGCCGGAGAUAAGACCGUCGUUCUCGACAUGUAUACCCAGUGGUGUGGCCCUUGCAAGGUGAUGGCUCCCAAAUACGAGGAGUUGUCGAAGAAGUACCUCGAUGUGGUGUUUCUGAAGCUGGACUGCAACAAAGAUAACAGGCCAUUGGCCAAGGAGCUCGGGCUUAAGGUGGUACCAACUUUCAAGAUUCUCAAGGACAAGAAGAUUGUAAAAGAAGUGACGGGUGCCAAAUACGACAACCUUGUUCAGGCAAUCGAUACUGUUCGAUCCGGUUAAAGCUACUGCACAAGAAAGUUAACAUGCAUCGGCGGCAAGUAUUCGAUUGGCUGGCUUUGCAAUGAUUUCUAACCUUCUUGCUUGUACCUGUGUUUCUAGCUCAUUUAUGUUUCGGCUGCAAUGGAGUUCGAUCUGUAAUUCUAUGCAAAGAAGCUGGGUGGGUGAUAGAAGGGAUGAUCUGCAAUCUGCAUUGCGUGUAUUGGUACUGAGAGGGAAACAAUGUAAAUGCGUACAUUACUGUGAUCCAAUUGAAUGAAGAAGAAUGGGAUAUGAUAAGGC
Messenger RNA from Linum tenue, 938 nucleotides. NCBI's taxonomy places the organism in Eukaryota, Viridiplantae, Streptophyta, Magnoliopsida, Malpighiales, Linaceae. The record is from the annotation of a GenBank genome assembly.